CCAACGGAGUCUUUAGCGGGUAUUAGAUGCGUAACGUAAACCCCGCCCCCCAUUAAAAAAAACUUUCUAACUGGCUUUGUAGAUAUUCGGAAUGACCAAACCACUCGAAGAAUACAAAAACGUUACCUGGCAACGGACCGCUUGGUUAGUUGAUCAGACAAGAGCAGACGUACUGAGUCAGUUCCGACAAGGCGAUAGCCCGUCAGUCACAGUUAAGAUGGCCACCCUUAGCAUCAAGCCGGGGCACCGCUACAGCGUGCCCGACUGGGAGACCAGCAACAGGCAAAUAGCGGACACCGCAGGCGACAAGCGGAACGUAUCGCACGAGGUCCGCCAGGAGGCCCGGACUCUACGCAAUGAGACCUCCAAUAAGACUUUCUGGGACAAGAGCGACAACUCUCGCAGGCUGAGGGACCGAAUCACGGACCUAUCGCGCUGGAAGGAGAACUUGGCGGCCUGCGCGCGGGAGGUGGACGCCGAGAUGGAAGCCCUCACGCUGACCAAGGAGGAGUUGGAGAGGACGCUGGCUGCCACGGCUCUCCCCCUCGAGGUGGCGGUCGAGUGCCUCACCCUGAGGGAGCGUCGCCGCGGGACCGAGCUGGUCAACGAUCCCGUGGAGGCGGAGCUUAAAAAAGAGGUGGAGGUGAUCGGCGGGAUCCAGAGGACGCUGCAGCACCGAAUCAGCAAAGCUUUCGAGCAGAUCUGUUUGCUGCAGGAGGCGAGACACCAGCUGACCUGUGACAUCCAAAACAAGAUGGACGCCCUAGACGUGGACGGCACCUCUCUGCUGCUCACUGAGACCUCUCGAGAUAUCUCUCUGAAGCCCAACCCCAUGCGCAUGCUCCCGGGUUUCACUAGUCCCCAGCAGUGGGAGCUGUUCAGCCGGUCCAAUGUGAGCCGGGCCCGGGAGGAGAUGCAGGCUUCACAGCAGCUGAGGGGAGACAUGAAGCUGACCAAGGCUCAGGUCCUGAUUGAGCUGCAGGCCCAGCACAUGGCCACGGACUUCGCCCUCCGAAAACGUGCCCACCAGCUGGAGCGGGCAUGCGACGAGAUGGCCUGGCAGCUGAAGCAAACUAAAGAUGAGAUGACAGAGCUGGAGCAGGACAUCCGUGGGCUGGAGGAGGACCUUGUGGCCAAAACCGCUCCCCUGAAGCUGGUCCACACCCGCCUGGAGAACAGAACCAUGAGGCCGGGGGCGGACCUGUGCCGAGAUGAGGUGCAUUUUGGCCUGGUGGAGGAGGCGCAGCAGCUGGAGGCCACCAUUAGGGCCCUGAAGGAGAAACUGGCCCAAGCACAGCAUUCGCUCCAGGCCCUGCAGCAGCACCAGGCCUGCAUGGGGGAGGACCUGUCCCGCAAGCAGGACGCCCUCACCCUGGAGCAGCGCAGCCUGGAGACCCGCCAGCGCCUCGUGGCCACCGCCCAAACCGAGCUGACCCCCAGCGCCGUCGUCCCGCUCGCCAACUCCAGCGGGAGGCACGCCCUGGACCUGCUUUAACCCUGCCCGAAGUUAUAACCCCGCCCCCAACGCACUGCACCCUGGUCUCUACACACCCCUCCCAUCCUGUUAAAUCGCUGCACUGUUUUUUUGAGAGUUUGUGUUCUUUGAGUCCGCAUGUGUUCUUGUGCUCUUGUACUUGGUUCAAUUUAGUUAGGAUGUGUGUUUCUUCUGUAGGAAAACUGACAUUUCUCACUGUGUUGUAUUGCUGCUGUAUAUCCAAUUAUAUACAUUCAAUUGUAAUAUGUUAUAUAAUGUCUUAUAGUCUAUAUUACAUUGCAUAUGUAUUAUUAGGAUUUAAUGAUUUUGAGUGUCUGCAAGUGUAUGCCACAGUGCACUUAUUGUAUUAACAGAAAGACCAGUAAAGCAGUGACAUUGCAUGCAUUUCUGUGCUUUCCCUUUGGUAUGAAUCUUGGAAAGACUAGAGUUAGAAAUCAGCUCUCUUUGUCUCUAGUCAGUAGCUCCAGAGGAGAUCAGAUUGAGGUCAAAGGUCGGUCAUG
Anguilla rostrata (American eel) is the source of this 1995-nucleotide messenger RNA. RefSeq names its product tektin 2 (testicular) (gene tekt2). Gene Ontology annotation, biological process: cilium movement involved in cell motility; cilium assembly. Gene Ontology annotation, cellular component: nucleus; microtubule cytoskeleton. The coding region runs from base 92 to 1495 and encodes 467 amino acids. The transcript has 11 exons. The record is from RefSeq and is a predicted model, not a curated record. Lineage: Eukaryota; Metazoa; Chordata; Actinopteri; Anguilliformes; Anguillidae.